This is a messenger RNA of Thelazia callipaeda (thelaziosis nematode), 1551 nucleotides long. NCBI's taxonomy places the organism in Eukaryota, Metazoa, Nematoda, Chromadorea, Rhabditida, Thelaziidae. The record is from the annotation of a GenBank genome assembly.
AUGCCCCAACAUUUUAUUGAAGCUCUGUAUAUUUUUGGAUCCCCGAAGAUGGGCUCAAAAGAUACUACUUCGGUUAAAGAUGGUAGUGUUGGUUUAGAAAAAUCGCUUACUUUAUUCAAUGGAGUUUCUAUCAUUGUAGGAUGUAUCAUUGGAUCAGGGAUAUUUGUGUCACCUACCGGUGUCCAGGAAAAAGCAGGAAGUGUUGGAAUGUCUUUAAUUGUUUGGAUAGCAUGCGGCGUUUUUGCUGCAAUUGGUGCAUAUUGUUAUGCCGAACUUGGUACGUUGAUCCAUAAGUCAGGUGGUGAUUAUGCCUAUAUAAUGGAAGCAUUUGGCCCAUUUUUAGCUUUUAUACGGCUCUGGGUUGAGGCAGUUGUAGAUCUUUUGCAUAAAAUUGAUUCCAUUUUUCCUGUCAUGUUUUUCGUCACCUACAAUUGCAGACCAUGUACGUGUACGGUCGUUGCACUAACUUUUUCGAUAUAUAUGUUGCGGCCAUUUUAUCCGCAUUGUGAUCCACCUGAUGGACUCCCCGCUUUGCUUGCAGCUUCCUUACUAAUUAUUUUAACGGCCAUAAACUGUAUGUCAGUGCGGCUGGCAACAUUUGUGCAGGAUUUCUUCACUGUUGCAAAACUUUUCGCAUUAUGUCUAAUAAUUGGUACUGGAGCUGUACUUCUAAUAUCAGGGAAGCCUCGGUACAGAGAGUCUUUCGAAAAUAUAUUUGAAAAUACCACUCCAGACAUUAGUACUUUAUCACUUGCAUUCUAUUCCGGUCUUUUUGCGUACCAAGGAUGGAAUUAUUUAAAUUUCAUUGUUGAGGAGUUGCAAAAUCCCAGACGUAAUUUGCCUCUGUCGAUUGCUAUUUCAUGUACUCUUUGUACAGUGAUAUUCACACUAACAAAUAUUGCUCUCUAUACAGUGAUUAGUCCAGAAGAAAUGCUAAAUAGUCCGGCAGUUGCAGUUGAAUUUGCGAAUAAAAUGUUUGGACCAUUUGCCUUUGUCAUGCCCAUCUUUGUCGCAUGCUCAACAAUUGGUUCAGCAAACGGAGUCAUCUUUACCUCUUCAAGAUUGUUCUAUGUUGGAGCACGAGAAGGGCAUAUGCCGUUAAUUUUAACAAUGAUCAACAAAAAAACCCGUACACCUAUUCCUGCUGUCAUUUUCACAGGAAUAUUAUCCAUAGCAUUUCUUGCCUUAUCAGGUAAUGUCUUUUCUCUCAUCAAUUACAUCCAAAUUGUUUAUUGGUUAGCGAUUGGAUGCGCCAUUGCAGCAUUAUUUUGGUUACGGAAAAAAAUGCCAGAUGCUGAGAGACCUAUCAAAGUUAAUCUUAUCUUCCCCAUAAUAUUCUUCCUUGGAUGUGCUGCUCUAGUAAUUAUUCCAGUGAUUGGUUCUCCCAGAGAUACAGCUAUUGGUAUUGGUAUAAUGCUUACUGCAGUCCCCAUUUAUCUUUUAUUUGUGGCAUGGAAAAAUAAACCAAAGUCUUUGUCGUUACUGUCAGAGAAGUUCACGAAAUUUAUGCAAAAGCUGUUCAUGGUUGUUGACGAUACUAAGAAAUCGUGA